GAUUCGGUGUGCGCACCGCGCGCCGCUCCUCCCACCCCGAGGUGCGGGCGGCGCGCGGCCUGACCCGGCUGCUCCUGGUCCCGCCGCUGCUCGGCUCUGCAGGUCUCCCUUCCGAGCUCGCUGCAGCUGCAGCUGCAGCCGGGCUGGACCGCUGAGCCAUGCGGGACGCAUGGAUGAGAGAGAGAAACAUCGAUGCAACAGAGAAGCAUUGAUUGGCUGUCUCCCAUAUGCACCUGGACUGGGGAUUGAACCUGAAACCCAGUUGCAGGAUAUUGUCAUCACUCCAAAAGGCAUCCUUGUCCCCAUGAUCAGGCGCUUCUCCCAACAGUCCUUCAGCCCCUGGCACCCACCAUCUACUUUCUGUCUCCAUGGACUUGACCGUGCUAGGUAUCUCGUGGAAGGUGGUUUCCGCAGAUUCACUGGAAAGCUGUGGUUGCCUCGAGGUGGCCAGAGGAGAGGACGCAGUCCCUGGGAGGGAAAAUAGCUGAUAGCACCCUACUCAGGGAGACAGCAGAAAUCCAAUUUGCAUCAUUUACACCAGCCCCACCCAAGGAGGAUGAAGUCAGGGCAGUGAAUCUUACUGUGGCGCAUCAGCACAAAGCGGAUGAACAUCUGUUGUGAUCCCCUCUGAGAGCUGCCCUAAACGCCCAACCCUUUAAAAGCCCUCAAGACAAGCACCUAGGGCAGGGUCCCUCUGGGGCACGUCCACGCCUUCCUUCCCCAUUUCUUUCUCAGAUGUGCAUUUUCUCCCUAAGUUCUAAGGGUCCCUGCGUGGCUUGGGGCGCAGUGGGCAGCAGAAGCUCGUCCUGGCUGACCCCCUGAGCCUGCCCUCAAGGCCUUUUGUUCUCUGACUUCCCGGUGAGCAGCCCUACGCCCUUCCUUGUCUCACUGUCCCAGCCGUAAUAAAUGUACUCUCAGAACCGUCUGGACUCCUGUUGUGAAACUGAAAUCUUUCCUGCACGAAGCCAAGAACCCACACUCUGCAGGCUGGCCCGGGGCAGAUCCGCUCCGGACCUGGCUCCUGUUCAGUAAUAAUCUGGGUAAGAAUGUUUAUAACCAGCGCAAUAUUUAUACACAGAUGGCUUUCUGAAAUUUGUUUUUAGAGUGUCAUGUAGAGAUUGGCUUCCUUAAGAAAACUGUAAAGAUUUUUUUCCCCCGCUCCUAGUUGCUGAUUCUCUUCAAUUAUGUACUGUUUCCCUCUUCCUGGCUCACAUUUGUAAGUGAACGUCUAACUUGAGCAGCCUUGAAGCUUCAGUGAGGUCUCUUGACAACUCUGUAGGUCAGUGUUUAAAUUUUUAAAAAGGGACCUUAACCUUCCCCCUCCCCAUUGUGUUCAGGAGUUGCUUCAGGCCAGGCCAGCUGACCUUGACUCAGUGUGCAGAGGUCAUGAGGUUUCGCUCUACUUCUGUGAGAGAAACAACUCCAAUGCCUUCUCUAGUCCUGUGUUCUGGGUAGAAUCUGCCACUAUUCCAGAGCAAGUCAUGACAGGCCGGAGGAAGCUAUGUGAUCGCGGCGUAGGAAAAACGACAGAGAAUGGACCGCUGAGAAAGCAGCGCAUCACCUGGAGGGAGAAGUCACCCGUCUGCUACCGGAGGCUCCACUUUGACAAAGGAAUGUUCAGCCUCACUUUCUGCAGUGAAACUGAGGGCAUAAAAUAGCCCACAAGCCAAAGGACGUGCUAGCAGAAGAUAAAUGAUGAUGAUUGCAAUUGCCCACGGCGGUCUGGGGAGUGGGCCUGCCUGUGCGGACCACACUCGGGAUGUGUGGACUCAGCUUUCUGCUCGUUUGUGGGUUUUUGUGGUCACCUCCUGUCCGGGUUGGGAGAUUUCCGGGCAGAGGGAGUUUUCCCAUGAGAAGCAGUGGCUUGAGCGUGGUCUCUGCACCCUGGAGAGUGAAGGCACGAGAGUCGGGAGGGUCUGCAGAGGUGUAGCUGCUUCUGUUGACAAGCCUGUACACUUGAAGUUGGUGCCUGGGUGGCUGUGCUUUGUUUUGGGCAUGCGCUGGUUUCUGAGCGAAGGUGAUUUUCUAUCCUCUUACUAGGCCCACGUCCUGGGGCCAACAGGCGAGUGCUGGAGUCAACACUGUGGGUACAAGUAGUCCCCCAUCUCUCGCCUCUGCAUGAUUUUUUACUCCGCUCAUGUGAGAGUGGUUGACUCUCAAUCACAGCCACAUCUUGCCUCAAGUGCCUGCCAGCCUCCUCAGUGUGAACAAGGGGUGGAAUUCUUGAGAUUAUGAUAUUACUUUCUCUUUCAUUGAAAUAAGCCAGGUUCUUGCUCUUCUGGGAAAUGAUUGGAGCCUAAUGAAAUGUACAUAAAGCAAAAGCCCCAAAUGCACUGAAAAAUUUCGUAAGGCAAGUCCAUCCCCGGGGCGACGCUGUACAAAGCGAGUGCUUGUUCUCCGGUAGGAAGUGCACCCGGUGGCACAGACGCAUGAUUCAGCUUUGGGAGACGUGGGCACCUCCUGUGGUCCAUUCAGGGCUUCCCUGUGGGCUUCUGUGUGCCAAACACGGUGCAUCGGCCAACACUACAGCGGGGAAAAAUACAGAAAGUGCUCUGUCCUUCGUUAUUCACCAGCGGGAAGGUGGACAGCAGUCCGAGGUUUGCCCAAAGAAAUAAUAAAACCUGAUCCUAUUAAUGAAAUUGAUAAAAUGCCACGCAAUGGGUGGCUUGGGUAAUAAAUACAGGACAUUGCCCUGGAGGGUUAAAGGGCCAAGGAUUUAUGUGUCCUGAAGAGAAACCAGACUGUGCCCGGAGGGCUAAGCUAGGCCAGCUGAGCAGAGGUGCAGUGGGGUGGGAGGGGAAGGAGGCGUGAGGGGCUUGUGCACAGGGAGGAGGCGGGUCUCUUCCGUGAGCUGAGAGGGAACAAGUGUGGCCCGAGGGUGCAGGCAGGGAGUCAGCUGUCACGGGGAGGGCAGGACGCAGUUGAUUUGUAAGGAGCUUGGUGGAUGGGCCAGUGGCCAUCUUUUUUUUUCCCCUUAAGUCCUCACCCCAGGAUAUAUUUAUUGAUUUUAGAAAGAGGGAGGGAGAGAGAGAGCUUAAUGUGCCAGCAGCCGGAUCUCCAAUUGUCAGCUUCCACAGCAGUGAGAAGGUGGACGCCAGGUGUCCUGUGGCAUUUUGUUAGGGCCGCCCCGAGCUGCCUAAGAUGCCAGUCCCCCAAGUGCCUUCCUAAAACUCUACGGUGAUCGAUUCUGAGGCCGGUGGUCAUUGGCAUGAACCCCUGGACCCCUUCUCUGCAGUCACUUGGUUUGACUGGAGAUGCCAUAUGCAAAGUGAGCAGGGGCUUCUCCGUUGGAUUUUGGAGAAGGGUGAAGGGCCCUAUCGGACCCCGGACUCAUCAGCUUUUAAAGCCUAGAGAAGGCUCGUGGACCCCCUGCUGUCUUCAGAAAAGGUCCAGCUGCUCGCGUGUCCUGUAAGGCUGUGCUGAGCUCCCUCUGCCUGACUUUCAGCCUCGCCUCCAAACUUUCCCUUUGCACAGUUCCCUGUUUCUGGAACCCACCAGGCCCCUCCGGGCUUGCUGCCUCUGCCCGUGGGCCUUACAAGGACAGCCGUCUUCAAUGUCCCCAUGUGGGACUCCUGCUGUCUCCUCUGUUUGUCAGAGAAAAAGCAGCUGGACAGGGGAGAACGUGUCAAAACAGGUUUGGUUCAGAAAUGGUUGCGGCGAGGUGGGGCUGGGCCAUUGUCCGAUAGUAGUGCGGGCAGCAGGGCUUCCCGGCUAGGGGCAGGGUGGCCUCCGUGGGUGGGAGUGACGGGGGGAUCCUGGCCACUCGACAGGGUUCUUGCCAAAGGCGGGCCAGGCCGGGCAGAUACCACGCCCGGAGGAUGGGGAGUUUGAUCAGAUAAUGAGGGUGGGGGGUCCUAGCUCAGCCCACUCAGUAGAAUUCUUGCUAAAACUGGGCGAUGCACAGACGGACAUGGAAUUCCAGAGGCUGAGGUCUUGUUGAGAAGGGGGUUCAGGGAGAUUCCUGGUCAGGCCCACUUACCUCCUAGCUGGUCGUACCUAGUUACUGCCCUGCUUGUCCUGGGGGCUGUGACUCCUCAAAGAUUUGUUCUUCUUGUUGUUGAACCUUGGACCCCUGAGCGCUGCCUGCCGCACUCGGGUGAGGUUUUCUCUUUUUUCUUAAAUUGAAUUUAUUUGGGUGACAAUGGUUAAUAAAAUUGUAUAGGUUUUAGGUAUACAAUUCUGUCACAUAUCAUUUGUCCAUUGUAUUGUACGGUCACCACCCCGAGUCAAGUCUCCUUCCAUCCGUCACUACCAUCCCCUUUACCGUCCACUCUCCCGCUUCCCUCUGGCAGUCACCAUACCGUCGCCUGUGUCCGUGAGUCUUGUCUCUCCUUUUCUCUCUCUCUGCUUAAUCCCUUCUCAGGCAACGGUUCUCAGAUGAGGUUUUCUGAGGCAGUGGAGGAACCUGGGGUGAGGCCGUUGUGUUCCCUUGUGCGGCCUGUGGGUUACACCGGAAGUCCUUCCAGCAGGAUGUAUUCUGUCCUCAGCUGGACAGCCUCAAAGGACGCGCACAGAAUGCUCUCAUGGCCGUGCUGGUGGGGGCACUUCCCAGUGAAGUUCCCCGCAGCCACGGCCAGCAUGAAAGGUGAAGCAUGAAUGCGAUUUUUGUUCACCGCUCUUGGCUGAGCUGAUCAGGUGAAGUGAAAGGCAGAGAAAGAAACCAUUCCUCACUGGGUCGGGACACGUGAAUUUCCUUCCCGCCAGGUGCCCUCUAAACACCUCUGCUUGCAGCCCCCCAGCCCUGGCUGGGCGACAGCCCACAGAGUCCCCGGCAGCUGGUGUGACCGGCCACAGCCAGAGGGCACCCCCAUUGGGCCCCCCGUGGAGCUGCCAUGGGGUGCCCCACUAGAGGGUAAGACAUUUCUUAAAUGGGGGAGGGGUUGAAAUAGAGUUGGUGAUUUGUUAAGUAGGAAAAUUUUAAAAAUUGUCAGCACUAUUACCAUUUUUUUUCAUAAAAUUAAAGAAAAAUCUUUUACCAAAAAGACUGGAAACUCUCACUGUGUGCUGUUCACAGUGUCCCACUGUGCUCGACCCCCAUCCUGACUCCCAGGCCCAAGCUCAGCCCUAGCUCUGUCGGAAGGGCAGGUCAGAUAGAAAUAACAGUGACAACCACAGACCUCAGAGUGACAGGAAAUGCAGGGGUGGCCUGGCCCACUGCCCAGAUGUCCACAGGGCUGUUGUCUUCCUGCUCCUCGAGUUGCUGCCGGCGUCAGUUUUGAAACGUGAGAGUCAGGCCGGGAGAAGACCCCGAACGCCGACCAGGAGCAAUACCCUGGGGUCUGACACCUUAGAUAGGGAAAACAUUACUUAUUUUUAUGGACCUUUAACUGAAAUUGAGUGCUUCUUCCAUCAUGGUUCUGGGCACUGGAGCAGUUUCCAGGGGCUGCAAAGUACCACGCACAGAGGGGCUUAGGCAGCGGGUACUUACUGUCUCCCAGUUCUGGAGGCUGGAAGUCCAAAACCAAGGUGCUGGCAGGGCUGGUUCCAGCUGGUUCCAUCCAGUCUGUCCCAUCCUCUCCCCAGCUUCUGAUGGUUGCUGGCCAUCUUUGGGUUCCUUGGCUUGUAGAAACAGCACCCCAGUCAGUGACAUCGUCACGUGACAUUCUGUGUGUGUGUGUGUGUGUGUGUGUGUGUGUGUGUGUGUCUGUGUCCAGAUUUCCCCUUUUAAUUAAGAUACCAGUUGUAAAUGGAUUAGGACCCACCCUAAUGACCUCGUUGUAACUGGGUCAAUUUCUGGUUGCCAAAUAACGGGGCCUUUUGAGGUAGUGGGGGUUAGGACUCUGGUAUAUGAAUUUAGGGUGCAGACAAUUCAGCCCAUAACAGGCACUGUGUGGGGGCGGCUUUGCCCACAAGUCCCCCCCCGUCCACCACAGAUGAAGGUAAAUGAUUGGCUUGGGGAGGAGAGGUGGCUGAUCCCUCAGAAGGGAAGGGCUUUUACUGGGUUGUAAUACACAGGAGUACAGGGCGGCAAGUGUCAAACAGUAGAUAACAUUUCAAAGAAGUCUGAGGGCUUAGUCUGAGUCAGUGUUUGUCAGGAAGAGGGUUUUGCAGAAACUUUAGGGUUUCCUGCUUGGACCCUUAACAUAUGAAUGAAAGCACUCUUAGCAGAGCAGUUUUCACAGGUUUAUCAGGAAGUCUUUGUGAUGCCAGAUUUUCCCCUAGGAACUGCUCUAAUAAGGCAAGGAGCUGCACCCCUCCCCAGCAGGUAUUCAGGCUUAAGUGGAUAAGAGCCAGGAAUUGCUUCACCCAGAGGACUAGGGGACUCGGGCUAUGUCACAUAGCCGGGGGGGCAAGGGUCCAUUGCUUGCUCUUUGUUGCAGCCCCCCGAGUCCUUCCAUGAUGGCCUCCCAAGUGAUCGAGUCUGGCUUAGGUUGCUCCUUGCUGUGAGGAGACUUACCCAUCAUGGACUUUUGACCAUGCUUUGGGGGCAGGGAGGAAACUGAGGCAGCAUUCGCUACCAGAGACAAGCUUUGUCUCCUGUGGCUCGCAUUCCAGAGGUCGCUCACUCAUCUUUAGCCAUGGGAGGUAGUUACAAAUCCUGAAACCAGGCAGAGUGGUUCCCAACAGCACUGAACCAUAUAGCAGUAGAGUCUCUGCCUUUGUCUCCAAAAGAAGUCACUGAUACUGUCACAUCGUAGUGUAGUUGUGUAUGUUUCCCAGUAAGGACAGAGCUCUGCUGCCUCUACCACAAACACAGUGACUCAGCGCGGAGCUGGAAGUCAUUGGUAGAGACAGCAAUGAGCAAGUGCACUCAUAGUGGCACAGAACAUCGCUCCAGAGUGCUUUAAAGAUACUUUAAUACAUUUAUUUCAACAUAAUUGACUUCUUUUGUGGUCCCAAGUAUUUUGUUUUAUGAACUGUGUUAAAAAGAUCCAUGGUAUAUGAGGCCUGUCUGGAAAAAGUCCAGCCGUUGUUAAUAUAACGAGAAUGGUUUGUGUGGUAUCGAUGUAAUCUGGCAGCCGAGGAGAGUGAACUGGAAGGCGCAUGCGUGAACAAUGACAACUUCACUGUACUGGUCAACGGGACAGUAGAUGGUGUUGAGUGAGCAUGUGUCCUGUGCGGCCAUUGCAUUCAAAAGGACUGAGAGAGUGGAGCUAUGAAUCUGCAUCAAAAGGCCACUCGCUGUCCUUUUUGGUGGCCCCCCAGGCUGUGUUCUCUCUCCAGGUGCCCUGGCGCUUCUGCAGGCGUGGCCUGGGAUGUGAGCCAGCAGUCAGGGGUGCGGCUGUCAGAGCAGCUUGCAGACCACCCUUCCUGCUGUUUGGGUUUGGGCGUCCCGUGGACAAUACAGUCCACUUGUCUGUGACCGGGAACGUGAGGGCAGAAUGCUCUAGCAAGGUGGGACCAAGCUGACAUUACCCAGUGCCACCCAUGCUAUUAAAGGGCACACUCUGCCCUGGCCAGUUGGCUCAUUGGGUUGGAGCAUCAUCCCUUCACCAAAAGGUUGUGGGUUCUAUCCCCAUUCAGGGCACAUACGUACGUUGCAGUUUCCAUCCUUGGUCAGGGUAUGAGGCAACCUAUUGAUGCUUCUCAUAUCUGUGUUUCUCUCUUUCUCCCUUCCUUUCUCUCUACAAUCAAUAAACAUCCUCUGGUGAGGAUUAAAAAAAAUUAAAGGGCAAACUUUGGAAAGAAGUCAUGACAGAAAUAAUGACAGCCAAGCAUCCAGGGCCUUCUAACCCUCUGGUGAGGGAGGCAUCGUCACCCCAGUUGGAGAGGAGGAGGUCUGGCACAUUUGUGGCCUUGUGCCACAUCACACCACCGCUGUGGAUGAGUCACGCAUGAACUGGCCUGCAGUGCCCGCGGCGUUAUGGAUGAUAAGUCAAGACAAAUUCCUGGACUACCGAGUCCUGUGGAGAAAAAGGGAUGGCAUGGCUGCUCCCUCAAGGCGGGAGAGCCUCAGAACGGCCUGGCCACUCUCUCAAGGGGAGAGCGCCCCAACCCUUGCCUAGAUAGGCUUUGUUGUUUUUUUUUUUUUGUGCAGGAGUAAAGGUAAAACUUAUUAAUCAUUGUCAGGCAGUAAACAGUAGAUAGCAUACAAAGAACUAUUAGGAUUUCUUCUAAGUCAGAGUCUAUCAGUUAAAAGGCUACAAAACUUUGGGGAAGCAAACUCAAUUUCUGCUGGGGCCCUUAUCAUUUAACUAAUAACAUUCUUAGCAAAGCAGGCUUCACAGGAUUUUACAUAUCCUUUCUCAGGCCUAAUCACCUGGGGAGCCCACCAUUCUCAGCACAGGGCUGCACCACCCUCAGUCAUUGUUUCAGGCUUAAGUCAGACAGAGGAGGUAGAUAGCCAUGGAAUUUUGGGAGACUUCUCUCAGACUCAGGGGAGUCAGGCUUCGUCAAAACCAAGGGGCAAGGGUCCAUCACCCCCUUUCUUCAUAGCCCCCCAAGUCCUUCCCUGGGCCUCCACGUGAUCAUGCCUGUCUUAAGUCAGUCCUCCCUUGGGGAAUCUUGCCCGUCAUUAACCAACCAAGCACUGGAGGCCAGUUAUGGAAAAAGGAGCAGAAGCAGCGCUCCUGCCAGGGAGAUAAGCUUUGUUUCCUUAGUGGCUGAUGGUCCCAAGGUCACUCACUCAGCCUUAGCUCCUGAAACCAGACAGGGUGGUUCCCAACAGAUAAGCCGCCCGGGACCAAAGUCUUUGCUUCCCACACCCCUGUGUCCCCAUCCCAACAGCCUGCCCAAAGUCCACAGGGGGACUUUUUUUUUUCUGUGCUGCAGCACCCUUAGCUGAGUCACAGUGGAAAAUGGAGUAGGUGCUGAUUUGACAGUUAACGAUGUUCCUUCAUGUCACUUGGUCAUUUCUUCUUCUUCGGACCCCUGUGUCCUCUCAGGUGGGGUGGCAUUUUGAAGACACAGGCACCAAGUUGAGAACUGAUGGGUUUCUUCCUUCUCCAUGGUAAGUUCUUCGAGCGUCAGCCACACUUUGGGUGUAGAGGAGGCGACGGUGACAGGAGAAAUGGGACGGUGACUGACUUACAUCUUUGUACAGUGCUCCGAGUGCUGCUACUACUGUACCUUGGGCCAGAAAGGACGCUCAGACAGUUGCGUGAUGUUAUUUUUGUCGACAGGUGAACCAGAACGCCAUCAUUUUCAGGAAGCUAACCAAGCUAGAACUUGAGAGCCCAGAACAGCCUGUGCUGACAACAGCGUGGAACAAAUUUCCUCUUGGACUUUACCCUGUGGCUUAGCUUUCAAACCAGUGGUUCAUCUUGCCCAGGAGAAUAUGGCUUCCGUGAAGAUGAGGUGGAUGUAUAUUUCCCUCGUGGCUCUGGGAGCCCUCUGUUUGUACUUCAGCAUGCAUGAUCUGUCUUUCUUUAAAGAAGAGUUGUUUGUUUUCAAGAAAGACAGCGGGAAGUUCCUCCAGCUCCCAGACACCGAUUGCCAGCAGGACCCUCCCUUCCUUGUGCUGCUGGUGACAUCAUCGCCCGAGCAGCAGUUCGCGCGCCUGGUCAUCCGGAACACGUGGGGAAAAGAAAUGGUCGUGGGAGGAAGGCGGAUAAAAACAUUCUUCCUCCUGGGAAUCAGUGCCAGGAAGACCAUCGUGGAGGCGGUGGCCCAGGAAAGCAGGCGACAUCGCGACAUCAUCCAGAAAGACUUUGUGGACGUUUAUUUCAAUUUGACCCUGAAGACCAUGAUGGGGAUAGAGUGGAUCCACCACUUCUGUCCCCAGGCAGCAUUCGUGAUGAAAACAGACUCCGACAUGUUCAUCAACGUCUACUAUCUGACGGAGCUGCUGCUGAAGAAAAACAGGACAACCAGGUUUUUCACUGGCUUCUUGAAAAUGAACGACUUUCCGAUCCGGCAGAAACAGAGUAAGUGGUUUGUCAGUAAAUACGAAUAUCCGUGGGAGAAGUACCCGCCGUUUUGCUCCGGCACAGCCUACGUGUUUUCCAGCGACGUCGCGAGUCAGGUGUACAACGUGUCAGAAAGCGUCCCCUUCCUUAAGCUGGAAGACGUCUUCGUGGGGCUCUGCCUUAAGAAACUGGACAUCGGCCUGGAGGAGCUUCACUCCCAGCAGACCUUCUUCCCCGGCGGGCUGAGCUUUUCCAUCUGCCGUUUCAGGAAGAUCGUGGCCUGCCAUUUUGUGGGGCCUCAGAAAAUGCUGAUCUAUUGGCGAGCUCUGGAAAGUUCCCUGGGAGAAGAGUGUCCAGCUGAGUGAGGGGAGCCCAGUGGCACCUCUGGAUGUGCUUCUGACAAUCCGCGGUGAUGGUCUUUGAAAAAUCUUGAGAUGGCAUUGCUGAAAAUUGUUAGGGGACAGGAAGGGAGGGAGGAAGGGAGAGGAGGAAGGAGAGGGAGGGUGACGUCAUGUAGUGUUCCAAAUCUAAGCUGGAACGAGAGCUCUGAUGAAACCACUGAUCACUUUCGACUUAGUGCCCCAAGCAAUAAUAGCGCCACCUCUUGGGCACCUCUGCCAUCGUGCCAGGUGUUGGGCGCACACCUGCACUUUCUCAUUUCAGGGGCCAGCGUCCACGUGAGGUGGGGGUGUUGUCAUUCCCGUUUGACACAGAAGGAAACAGCAGCUUUGGGAGGGACAGGAACUUGUCUUCAGGUUCCCAGCCAACAAACGUCGGAGCAGGGAGGGACAUCGAGGGCUGUCAGGGUCCAGUGGGCGCCCCUAGCUUGGUCCGCCACUUCCUUGGAAAAGAGUGGUGGCGAGGAGGCUCCGAGCGCAGCCCUGCUGCUGGUGCCGGUCCGUCCUCGUCGGGGCCCCUCCUCCUCAGCUCCCCGUGUUGUGCUCUCCUGGGCUAAGACUGGGGUGAGCACACGUGUGCCCCGCUGCCUUCUUUCCUGCCCUGGAUCUGCGGUGGGGGGUGGGGUGGGCACUGAGUCCCUGUGAGCAGGGUACUCAGCUCCUCGCAGAAGAGAGCCUGCCAUGGCUGCAGCUCAGUCCCCGACAAACCCGUUUUUAUAUGUUUUGCUCAGAAAUUACCGCCAAGCCUGGCCCCUCGUGUGGAGGACUCGUUGGCACACGGCUGCCCCCCCCAAGAGCAUGGCAUCUCCUCCGAGCCACCUCCAGCCUCCCGUCUGUUUGCCCCAGACAGGACGCUCGGGGCUGCGCGUCAGGUCUCUAAGUUCACACCCGAGGGCAGUGGGGUGCAAGGGUUGGUCGGGGAAGUCUUCUGGGAGCUUUUCCGGGAAUUCAGGUGGAUUUUUGUUAAGACCCUUUCAAGGUCCGCUCGGACACUGAUCGCUGCACUGAGCCCUGUUCGAGUGAGCGGUCUUCCUGUGUCUGUUGCCCAAGUCUGACCCGAGUUCCAUCUUUGAGUUACUCAUGUGGCCAAGACACAGUUGAGUUUCGUGGUGUGGAGUUCAGCCUUCCACGCCCUCCCAGACGAUGUGCGCGCCUUUUGUGCAGGGUUGUGUGAAAAUAGGGUGCUUCUUUGCAAGGGCCUUGGCUCAUUCAGCCAUGGUCACACUACAUGCUGGUCAUCUUGCUGCUGAUCAUAGGAAUAGAAGGUUUAGUGUUUACUUUAUUGGACUUGACUUUGCCAGCGCUCAGAGCAAAGGCCUCACAUGGCUACGUAACAUAUAUGUGUUGGACUAAGCUCUGACCUGAACUCAGGAAGAGAUAUUCGCUGCAAACUGCCACGGCCACGCCGAAGUGCAA
Messenger RNA from Artibeus jamaicensis (Jamaican fruit-eating bat), 11602 nucleotides. RefSeq names its product beta-1,3-galactosyltransferase 5 (gene B3GALT5). The record is from RefSeq and is a predicted model, not a curated record. The transcript is spliced from 8 exons. Gene Ontology annotation, molecular function: N-acetyl-beta-D-glucosaminide beta-(1,3)-galactosyltransferase activity. Gene Ontology annotation, cellular component: membrane. Bases 9218 to 10153 code for a protein of 311 amino acids. Lineage: Eukaryota; Metazoa; Chordata; Mammalia; Chiroptera; Phyllostomidae.